UCCUGUUUCAUCGUCGAUAUAAGCAACAUCGGAGAGCUCGACAUUUUAUUUCCCAAAGCCGAUGCGAUGGGUACUUCAAUACAAUUGUUAUUAUUUCUUCUGCUGAGGUUUUUAACUCAAAGCCGUGCCAAUACGUACAGCGUUACGAUAAGUACUGAACAACAUGUGAAUCUUAUUGAUAGCAGGUUUCUGAGUUUUACGGUAGACCCUAAGUUUCUGUUUUCGAGCAAUGACAAGUAUAGCAGCAAAGAAUGCAGUUGCAUGGCCGCUGCCCUCACACCAGCCUAUCUCCGCAUAGCUGGUCCCUCCACCGCGCACCUGACCUUCCUCAACACCACCAUCUCCAUCAACGACGUGGAAUACUCCGAAGACAAAGAAAACUUCGACAUCAUAGCCUUAGAAUCUGACUCCCCAAAGAAGAUUCCUCUUGACUUCCAUAAGAGAACUAAGAGGAAUUUAGCUGUGUCCCAUCGCCAGUGGAACUUGUUCGUGCAGUGGGCCAAGUCGGCUGGCUUCGACCUGGUCUUCGCUUUGAAUAAUGAGGAACGAACAGCCUCAGGGUUGUGGGAUCCUAAUACCGCGUUGAAUAUAUUGACGGUGGCCGAGAAGGUCAAUGUUGGGGAUAUGUUUUGGGAGCUUGGUUAUGAGUGCAGAAACCAGUCCAUAGAAGAGUACCUGAACGACCUGGAAACUCUUCGCGUGAUCAUCGGCACCUUCCCCCAGGGUCGCACUGCGGAGUGGAAGGUGGUGGCCGGUGACGUCACCAAGUGCCUCCAGACAGACUCCAAGAGCGACUUCAGGGAAUAUGUCACGUUGUCCAGUUUCAUGAUGGAUGCUUUGCUGCUGAAUGGUAACUCUUCAUCGCAAGAACUGGAACGCAUGACAGAGUAUGAUCGGAUGAAGCUCCUGCGAAUUCUCGCCCGAAGCCCCACCCCCCUCUGGCUGACGGAGACCAAUCACAAGAAGUACAACGAGUUGGAGCGAGCCGCUGAUUGGCUGGCCAGUCUCGGCUACUCGGCGAAGAAUGGUUUUGCGGUACAUUAUAGGGAAUUGCAGGAGGAUGAGAUGUAUGAACCAACGCUGAGUUUUUACAUGGCACUCCUAUUCAAAAACUUGGUGGGCGAGCGAGUCCUGGACGUGCAAAUGGAGCCAGAACAGGCCGUUCUCUUUGCGCACUGUACAUCGCUGCGUCAUAAGCAGAUACCUGGUGCUGUCACGCUGUUUGCAGUGAACAUGGAUGAGGAGCCCGCUAGGUUCUCGCUCAAACUGGCGAAGAGGGAAGAGGGGGGUGAUAUCAUGCAGUUUAUAUUGGGGAAAGAUCAUAACGGAAACAUAGCGGUAAAUGGACGUCCUAUGUUCUACGAGGGUUAUUUGAAACCAGUCGUCAAACGAGUUCAGCCAUACAGGACUUUAGUGAUCAACUUGCCAGCCAACUCCUUCGGAUUCUGGGUCCUCGCCAGGACCAAUGUGGAAGCCUGUUACAACACUGACAGUGGAAACAAGACUUUGAUUGAAGCAAAGACCAUCCCUUAUGAAAGUCAUAAAGCUAAACGAUCCCUCAAUGAGGAUUUUGAUGACUAUGCACAUGUGGCUGAUCUCUCUUAUGAUUUCCAAGAUAAUGAUUCUCAUGUUACAGAUAACCUUGCUUUAACGAGCAGAAUUCAUGAUUUGAAUCGAGAUUUAUUUAAAAUACAGAACGGUUUUAAAAGGAAUAUAGUUAAGAACAGGUCUAAGCGGUAUGAUCAUGUAGAAAAGUUUGGUAAAGCUAAGCUUAGAGGGCUAAGGCAAAGAGCUGAAAGAUUACUGGAUCCUGAUUUAGACCCCAGACAGCUCAUCGAUGAUUUGUUAGAAAAAGCGAGACAAAGGGUUAGUGAUCUGAAAAGUCUUCGACCAAGGGGAAUCCUGAACUUAAACAGAGUGAGUAAGAGGCAUUCGAAAAACUCCAAGUUAAGGUAUUUGAAACCCUUAAGGGAUAACCAAAUCUUUAGCAGAACUCAUAAAAGACCAAUACAAAUGAAAAAGAUUUCUGAAGAAGAUGACUUUUUAGAAAGAGUGAACAGAAAAAGCAAACCUACUAAGGACGUUCUAUCCAAAAGAACUUUGGAAACACGGAACAAAGAUACUAAAAUAAAUCAAGAAGUGAAAAAAAUAUCCAGAGAAGAUACGAAUGUUCCAGAAGCAAUUGUAAGAAGGAGAAGAAGUGUAGACAAGGAUGUCGAAGAAAUAUCAGCAGAAAACGAUAUAGACCUUGAUCCUGAAAACAGAGCAAAACUAUGGAAGAUUCUGAAGAGACUACACAAAGAAUUUGAGAAUCUUUCAGAAGAGAAAAUUGAAGGUGACACAGAUUCUACCGAAGGAAUCGUUCUGAAGACAGAAUUGUCAGACGAUAGUGCUACUAUAAAGGUCAAAGAUUCUAACCAUGGGGUCAUAAAGUCUACCAUGAAGAGUAUGUUACAUGUGUUAGAAGAUUUGAACAAAAAUCUGAAUAAAGUAUGGGAUGCUAUUAACUUGUUGAAUUAAUGAACAUACAGUGAAUAGAUUAGUUUAAAUUGUGAUCAGUUUCAACACUUGAUUUUUUUCCUU
Helicoverpa armigera (cotton bollworm) is the source of this 2583-nucleotide messenger RNA. Its product is annotated as heparanase. The record is from RefSeq and is a predicted model, not a curated record. Gene Ontology annotation, cellular component: extracellular matrix. The coding region runs from base 67 to 2520 and encodes 817 amino acids. NCBI's taxonomy places the organism in Eukaryota, Metazoa, Arthropoda, Insecta, Lepidoptera, Noctuidae. The transcript is spliced from 6 exons.